Molecule: messenger RNA, 10826 nt
Organism: Penaeus monodon (black tiger shrimp)
Lineage: Eukaryota; Metazoa; Arthropoda; Malacostraca; Decapoda; Penaeidae
Product: serine-rich adhesin for platelets-like
Exons: 8
Coding region: 585-8075 (2496 amino acids)
Source: RefSeq, a predicted model, not a curated record
ACGUUGGCAUUAGUUGACUGGCCGCCGGCGAGUGUACAUGUGUGAGGGUCUUUCGUGCGCGCCACUCGCAUUUAUUUGCCUCGUUUAUCCAGGAAAUUGGAAUAGCAUUGGUUAAUAAUUCAGCAAGCGCUAGAAAAGUAUCAGGUACGAGCAGCAUGUAGUGUAUAAUUACUAGUGAUAUGUAAAGAAAGCAAGAGUUGUUUUAUUAGCGCCGAGCUCGUACACAAAUAGAUGACUUUCAGGAUGUGGAAAAUACAAAGCUACACCGUCGAUCAGUGUGCUGGUGGGUGCUGUCCUGUAGCGUGGCCCACGCACGGGACUCACUGCCAGGCGCCAUGUUAAGUUUUAUUCACCAAAGGAUAUACACCGUGCACCGUCGGCCACCAUUACUGCCGCAGGUGUGAGUGUGGGUGCGUCGCACGCUGGUCCUUAUAUCUCCCGGAGCCGCCACGUUGGAACAUCAUACCCGGUGUGAGUCAGAAGCCUACAGCAGCUGUGAGUCGAUCACAGGUGUUGAGGUGCAGGUGUUGAGCAGGUGUGGCGGUGGUGGCGGGUAGGCGUCAUGACUAGCCCGCCGCCUAACGAUGGCCGCAUCACAACAACACACAUAUACCACCACUAAUACCCCACGCACCUUCUCCACUGGUACUGCUGUGUCUCCCGCUGCCGCCGCCGUUGCCGGGCCCAUUAGAGGAACUUCAGUCAUUAGGACGAGUGUGGGCAACGGCGAAGCAGUGAACCAGAAUGGCAUUGAGACCAACACUUGUUCGUCAUUAUCGCACCACGCCGAAGGAGGCAUCCGUUGUGUGAAGUCAAGUGUGUCUGCUUUUAACACACCGUACCACGGCUCACACAAGCCAGGUCCCAGACGCGCUCGGCCUUGCUCCUUGUGUGGCACCGCCGCCGCCCGCACGCACCCCGCCCUCGUGUCUGCCACAGCCCUUGCGCUCGUGGGACAGCCUGUGGUGCUCUUGCAUCGGCUGGAGGACGGCCUGCCGCAGGGAGAUGUGAACAGCCUGCGGGCGUAUGGCACGAUCCGCCUGCUACCCGUUCGCCACGACGCCCACGAGCACGGGAACGAACUCUCCCAGAAUGACGAUGUCUCAGACAAAGGGCUGAAUCAUGACAUGGCGCACACAAUCCUAAGUGAAGCCAGGAAGGAAGCCAGCAGCCCCGCCGUCUUCACGCGCCUCGACGAGGAAUACCAUGAUGGCUACAGUGUGCUUAGUGAUGACUCCCGCGUGGAUGUGUACAGUGUUAGAACCAGUGAUUGUGGCUCUGUGUUAGUGGAGAGUGGUGCUAGAACGGACGACACCAGUGGUAGUGCAGUGUUGAAUUACGAAUGCGACACCGAUGUCAACCCUUUAGGAAUUGUGAUCGAAAGUGUGGUAUCAGAAAAGGAUUUGGGAAUAGAUAAUUCCCGCUGUGGGAAAGACAAUGGCAUCAAUAACAAAGCUAAUAAGGAGGCUUUGUCAUCCAUUUCUUCUUUCACCUCCUCCCAUAGGCCUACCUCCACCCCUCCCCCGUCCCUCACUCCGCCAAGGGCGUGCUCACCGUCAGUCACAUCGUCUAACUGCGGACGCCCCUCAACGUCUGGCAUCUCAGCAACCAAAUCUUCGAAAAGAGAACGAACAUCUCUCCCCAAAGACACAAGUGUCCCUGAAGCAGACUCGCAGUCAGGCACAUCACACGACCCCACACCUGCGGGAACACCUGUGUCCCCUCACUUACCUUCAUCUGCAGCACAUGAAUUCCCAGCGCCAGACUCCUACGCCCACCCUGACCAGUUGCCAUAUAGGCCUCAGUCCAUACAAACGGCCAGUUACCGCCCACCAAACCAGGCCGCAAGCCUUCCCCUGCCGCCCAUCUCCCGUUUCGCCGCCUCCCCACCCACGACUUUCCCCUUACCCCCUCCCUACCCCGGCGCCCUCCUCUCGUCUCACCACAAAUGUACACCUCCUGUGCUGACCUCUCCAGCUCCCCCUCUCCCCCCUUCCCCUCCCCCGCUCCCACCUUCCCCGCCGCCUCUCCCUCCCACCCCUCCUCUGCCAAGCUCGGUGCCCCCCCGUCCGGAAUCCCUGCCCUCCCCUGCCUUCUUCCCCCUGACUCGAGACAUCGUCUUGCCGCCCGGAUUGCCUCCCCCCCUAGGCAGCCGCCCCUCCUCCCCUUACUCUCCUAGAACCCUUCCAUCCUCGCCCACCUCGCCUGCCUCCCCCCCGUCGGACGCCGACUCUCCUCCGUCUCCUACAGCGUCAGAUUAUUCGCCUCACUUGUCUCGUUCUCCCUCGCCCGCUCCGCCCGAAGACCGCAGGACGCCGGACCUUUACGCCGAGGCUGUGUGCGUGGACGAAGCAGGACCCGUCUCGCCGGCUAGUGACCUUAUGGGGAAGCCCGUGCUCGAUACUCACUCUGACCCUUUGCGUGACGCAGAGUCAGACACACGUGAUACAGAGGUUCAGUCACACGGGGAGAUACUGAAAAACUCGCAGAGUGAACCUUCAUUAGUGUACGAAACGGCACUGGAUGAAGGUAAUGAACCAACUUCGUACACUGGGUCUAAGUCUUCGCAAAUGGAUGAAACAAAAACAGACGAAAGACUCGGAGCACCACAUCAGCUAGAGUGUGAUCCAACGCCAGUCCAUGAGUCGUCUCCGGUCGACGAGAAUGAAGCCACAACAGUGCAUGAACCUCCUUUAGACCAAGAACACAUUGAAACAGGAAAAUUGGGGAAUAACCAAGGGUCAUUACCAGUAGCUGAGGAACCUAUUCCAGAGUCAGACCCUAUAACAAAUGCCAAGGUCUCAUCAGCGCCAGUAAUAGGCCAUGAAUCAAUUUCAAGCCUUUGCAAUAGUGCAGAACAGAUUGAUGCAAAAGAAGUUAUUGGAAGUGAAGAGAAAACUGUCGAAUUUGAAAAUGAGCAAAUGAGCCCCAGUCGCUUGCCGUUGAUUACUGAAGGAGAGACAUGUGGAAAUGGAGAAACUUCAGCAGACAAUCACGAGGUAGAGCCCUCUUUAAAUGCUGAAGAAGGUCUGAUGACAGACACCCGAGAUGAACUUUCCAAGGAUGGUGAAAAGACCAAAAUCAGUGAUAAUAAUGAAAAGGACCAUGUAGUUGCAAAAACGGACGAUGAGGUGGAUCAAAGCUGUGAUAAAGAUGAAGAACAAAUGAGAAAUAAGAUGGAUUCAAGCAAAGGACCUGUGAAGAUUAAGUUCAGGAUCCGAUCAAAGGCACACAAACAACCACCACUCAGCCAAGAAAAGCAAGAGUGUAAUAAGGAGAAUGGGAUACCAAAAAUAGUGUUGACGCUAAGAGGAAAUGGACCUAAUAAAGAAUAUUCUUGCUCAAAUAGGUUAAGGAACGAGGCCCAGAGCGGACAUGGCGAAAACCUAAACUUUAAAAAGCACAAGUCAAAGAAAGACAAGAAACAGAAAGGGAAAUAUAAAAACCGGAAUAAAAAGGGCGUGAAGCUUAAUAAGCACAAAAGACAUCUGGAAUUGUUCGGGGAAGACAGUAAUGACUCCAUGGAGGUCACCAGCGACCAAGUAGCUGUCGUAAACGGCCGCGGCGACACGGCCGACCGAAAGACUCCUGCUUUGCCAAACGAUUCUCGGGAGCCUCUGGCGUUCCCCACACUGGGUGAGUCUCCCUACCCUAGCGAUGAUGAUUUCCCAUCACUGCCUGUUAAGAAGCACUCUUAUGCCUUUAGUGUUAAAGUUGAGAGAAUUUGUGAAAAAGUCAAACACAGCCCCACUAAUGAAUCUUUGGAUGACUCUCUUUCCGAUUCUUUGCCAGAUUUGGAACCUCUAGCGAAUCCAGACACUGAUUCUGGUAUCAACAGCUCUGGGGCCUCUAAGCUGCAGAAUACCAAAGAUGUUUUGGAAGAGACUGUCUCUAAAGAUAUGGCAAUACAGGAUAAUGUAGUUGUCACUGAAGGGGACCCUGUGAAUGAUAACAUUAACGAUGCUCAAGAUGACGGAUCUCAGACAGUCGACUCUGCAGAGACUGAGGUGGAGGGGGAAGAGGAUUCAAGAGUAAAAACUGAUUCGCCGAAAGUGGAUGUAGCUGAACUUAAUACAUGUGAUGAUGUGGAAGAGAAGAAAGAUAUUGAUAGAUUGAUGUGCACUGUUGAAACCAAAGAAGAAAAUUCAGAUCCACUACCACUUGAAAAGUCGGAAAGAAAGGAGGAAGAUGCUACGGUCGAAGAUGAAAAUAUAAAUACUGAGGAAAUGGAAGACAAGAACGAGUCACUUGUGACACCUGAAAAGACUGAAACUGCUGAAAGUGAAUCUGUGUUAGAAAAAGAUACUAACGAGACAAACUCUCAGGCCAUGAUGUACGCUCCGUCCCUACCUCAGAAGAUACGUGAGCCAUCACUACCUCAGAAAUCCCGUGAUCUCACCCAACCAGAGAAACUACGUGAGCCGUCCACACCAGGAAAGUCAGGCGACCCUUCCCCCUCCCCACAGAAACUACAAGAUCCGGAAACAUCGCCAAAGGACGUCUCUCAGAAAACCAGCAGCCACGAAAACACAAGAGGAUCCUCUUUAAGAAGCCGUAGAGAAAGUAGGAUGAAGAAUUCGAAAUCAGACAGAGAUUCUGACUCUUGCCUGUGGGUGAGUUUUGGAGUUGAUGGACCAGUACCUCUACCCACAAGUGAUAUGCCGAGCUUAGAACCCUUUUUGAGUGACGCAGAUGAUUCCAAGACAGAGGAGGAGGAUAAGAAAGAGGAAAAUGGCGAAAAUAAGGGAAUUCCCAAGAGUGAAGAUAAAGACAAAGGAGCUGUAACACAUAAUAAUGAAUGCUCUCCAAAAGUCAGCACACCUGAAGAGACCAUGGAUUCGCCACCUACAAAUCCGUUGAAGCAAGAUUUCCUGACUUCUAUUGACCGUCUUGUGAAGAAGCAAACCAAAUUCCUUGAACAAGAAAGUACUCACGAAGAGUGUACAUCCAGCAAGGCGAGUGAAGUUUCUGAUGAUCUGACAGACAAAGCAGAUGCGUCAAACCAUACAGAAGACAGAAGAAUAUCUAGAAGAAAUAGCAGAAGGUCCACGUGGAGGAAGGUAAGAAAAUCGAUGGAUAAACGUAGGAAAGCUUAUAGAAGGAAAAAGGCUUUGGCUAUGGCGAAAGAGCAGAACCAGAAAGCUGAAGAAGACCCAUCUUGUGAUCCCGAGAGCGAAAGCACCAGUGACAAAACAGAGGCUCAGACGCCUGACAGCGCUGAAGGUGAAAGCAAAAAAACUGAACCAAACACUGAGGCCAAAGAAAGCCAGAAAGUUUGUGAGAAUAGUGACAGACCUUCCGAUGUGCAAAGUGAAGAUGACUCGAGUCAAUAUUAUAGGCCAAAGAAAAUGCAAAGAGUGCAAAGAAAUAGGUCAUUGCAGCCCACUUCCAAUAGUAGAAUCGGGCUUGAUGCAAAAGAAACAGACAAACCAAGUACUGAGCAGGAGGAAAACAUCCAAGCAAGCCCAAAGGAGCAAACUGGCGAAGGGCAACACGCAGCAGCUGAGGGACCUGAAGUUAGUGCUGAUGGUCCAGAAACAAUGGAACAUGAACAAGACACAACUUGUUCCGUAUCAAGUAGUGUAAAGUCCGAUCUGGAAAUGGAUAAUUCUGAAAGAACUAGUGAUGGUGAUAGCACAAAAAGUGAACAAGGAGAUAGUGUAGGGGGCCCUGUAGUCCCCCAUGAUCCGGAAUUCGAAAAGGUUUGGGGAAAAGAGAGAAAACUGCGGAUACGGCGAAUGAAAAGAGCGGCUUUGAAGGCGAAUGUGCGUAGCCAAGAUAAGUCUCAGGACAGUUCACCUGCUGCAGGUGUAGAUGCUAGGAAUGGCCAGGAUACCGCGGUUCCAGAUGAAUCCUCUCUCUCGAAGGAAAAAACGUCUAGUGAGGAAGAAAAGACAAAAAAGAAACGAGGCAGGAGGAAGAAAGAGGAAGGAGGCUCAGAUUCGGACACAAGUUCUCUUUCUGAAGGUGGCGUAGGUCGAGCCACCGCUAUCCAGGAGGCGCAGCAGCGUCGGGAGGUCCUGCACGAGGAGGAGCGAGGAAGACGUCUCGCGCAGGAGAUCAAAGGAUUCAACUGGCUAGAGCAGAAAAUCAAGAGUCGAGUCCUUGCCACCUCAGGAUCCACUUCCUCCACCUCUUCCACUUCCUCUACCUCUUCUUCCUCUUCCUCCUCCUCUUCCUCCUCUUCCUCGUCCUCCGACCCCACCACACCCAACACGCCCACGGCCCGGCGGAGGCCCCUCUUCGUGACGAGGAGCGCCAGCCUGCCCGCGUGCAAGACCUCGGUGCCCGGCGCUCCUCCCUCCUCGCCCGUCUCCUCGGCGGCCAAGAGGAAGGAGGUCGAGAGCAGGAGAAUGUCUUUGUGCGGACCCGUCGGACUGCGAGGCCACCUUCAGGCUGCUGUUCCGCCCCUGGGACCUGGACCCCGCGUCACAGCCGUACCAAAGCGCCGUAUGUCACCGACUGAACCUACAACCUCAACGGCGCCGCAGGGAAGCACUCCUUCAGCAUCGGAAGCCACCCCUUCCCCUAUCCCCAUCACAAAUGAAAAUGUGAGUGUCACAUCGGUCUACGACAACCGAAGCUACCUCACUCCGACAGGAUACCACCCGACGGAGCCCAACAGAGCUGUCUUAUACAGUCGAACGGACUACACUACGGCUACACUGUAUGGUGUGCCUAUUUCCAGCGUGCCGCCACUUUAUUACGACCAUCCUCCUCUUGCGUCUGGAACGUUCUACAAAGACACGGCCUCAAGCCAGACCAGCAGUUUUUAUGGAUCCACGAAUACCACACCACCGCUUAUGUCGUCCAUCCAGAGUGUAAAAUCUCCGAACUCCCCUCCACCCGCCCCUCCGGGUUCCUCAGCUCAGCAAGUUGGCUCUAGUUCUUCCGGGUCCAAGUCCUCGUCAGGACACAUAACAGAUUCCUCUCCUGGUUCCUUUAUGUCGUUGGUUUGUGACGAUGUUGAGAGUCCUGUUCUUUCGUCCUAUGUUGGCCGUAAAGAGAGCAUGCGUUCUGUCGGGCCCUGUGUUAUUCUGUCGCCUGGAAAUCCUCCCUAUUCAUCCACUGUCUUGGAUGAGGGCCCAGCUGGUCUCCAAAGAGCAAGCAGUAUUACUUCAAAUACUUCGUCGUCGCCAGCAACAAGCCCUGGCUUAAUAUUCUCACACAAGCACGCGCUCCUCAAGCGAGCCAUAAGCGACAUGCUAAGGAGCGACUCGGAAAAUUCGGAAGAAUCCUCAAAGCAGGAUGAAUCAACGCCAAAAUACGCGAACAGCACAGAACCACCGGAAAAAAUCACAAAACACGAAGAUAGUGAGGCCCAGCCAAACGUAGAAUCAUCCAUAACUGAGAUUAAUCUUGCUUCGCCAAAAAGUGAUCCCUCUCCAUCUGUACACAACAAAAGCGUGAUCAAGAAUGCGGGGAACAUAAAAAAGGAGAAAAUAAACAUACCUGAGGAACCACAAGGAUUCAUCAGCCUCAUUUCGCCGAAAGAGGGCGAAGAAUCCAAAGAAGAGGACGUGAAGCCAGUGGUAAGUGAAGCUAAUAAGAGAGAGCUCCAGAUGCUUCAAGAGUUACCAGAGACGGUGAGACAUAAGGUAAUGAAAUCUAUGAGUGAAAGUGGCUGUAAAUUUGAUGACAUUAAAGUGGAUACAAAACCGUCCGAAUCUGCGGAUGAAAAGUAUGGACGUGGAGAUAUGCAGUCAUCGUUACUUACGGCACUGUACGAGGAGUUGAUGAAAACGAGACAGGAAGUCGAAAAGCUGAGGAAAGUCCAAGAACUUAUGUUGACAGAAAAAGAAGAUAAAAAGGACGAUUGUAAAGGGGAAAUGAUGAAAGUGGGAAAAGAUAGCUCUGCCCCAGAAAAGAAAGUUGAAAAGAGAAAGUAUCUAGACCUUACAAAGGAUGAUGAAGUGUCUGAGGAAAGUAAGCCUGUCUUACAACCGGAAGUUAAAGUGGCAAAAAUUGGCAUUAGGAGUGACCUUUCAGAGGAUUCUGCAAAAAAAUCUCAAACUCCAGUUAGUACCUCCAGGAACUUUGCAGAUUUUACAUUGCCUCCUACUGGUCAUAAGUAGUCCUUCAGAAGUAGGCAAGUCAUUCUUCAUAUGAUAGAAUCAGCUCACUUGUUUCAAAUCCAACAGUAACUCAGACUAUUGCUAUCCCAAGCAGUGUGAUCACUACUCUUGUGCAGUCUGGUGUAAGUCUGUCAAGCACAAGUCCUAACUUAGCUAAAAUCAGCAGUCAGAUUGAAAUAACAAGUUUGCCUGCACUAUCAACUAGCCCCAUUGUACUGCAGUCUUCUUCUCUUCCAAGGACUAGUCCAGUAUUGCCACAGACAAGUCCAGUAUUACCCAGGGCAAGUCCUGGACUGUCAAGGACAAGUCCGCCAGGCUCUAGAACAAGUCCUGCAGUUGCAAGAAUAAGUCCAUCAUUGUCAAGAAUAAGUCCAUCAUUAUCUAGAACCAGUCCAUCAUUACCUAGAACUAGUCCUUCAUUACCUAGAACUAGUCCUUCUUUACCAAGAACGAGCCCAGGAUUGGCAAGAACCAGUCCUGCUGCAAGUAGUGCAAAAGAGAGAUUACCAGCAGACCUAGGGGCUAACAAAUUUCGAGCACUGUUUGGCACUAAUUCGGAAGUAGAAGUUAUGCCCAUAACUCCAGGAGAAAAAGGUAACUCAUACGAACCACAGCAGUCAAGCUUUCUAAGGCUAUUAGAUGAGCCACAGCAGCAUCAGCAGGAAUCAUCACUUUUACUAAGUGCUGUUCGGGGUCAGAGGCGGGAAGUGGAGAUCACUGCAUCACGUGAUGGAACUGUGUUCCGUCAACCUCAUGAGGAUAGACGCCCACAUCAGACACAGCAACAUGAUGUUGAAAGGAAAAAAACUCAUUACUCAACAUCAGACCUUCCAGAAUUUCCACCAACAACACAUAAACCACCUCCUCCACUCAAACCUGUACCUUCAGUUUUAAGAAGACAUUCAGAAAGUCACGACCCUCGAGACCCAAUGCUUCAUCGGCUCAUGUAUCAAAAUAAUCAUUCUAGUCCUGCAACUUCCACGACAAGUUCUUUGUCGAUUGACCAUCAUACAGCAGCUUCUUUGUACUCUUUUACUCAGCCGAAGUCCAGCCCUACACAGCAUCCCCCACCAAUUCAGAGUGGCCGGAGAAGUAGUGAGGGUAGUUCUGAUAUGGCAAGAGAGCACCAACAUGCUAUAGCUAUGAAUAUGCAGCAACAUAUGUAUCGACAGCAGCAUUUACGACCAAGCCCACCUUUGAGUCUUGGGAAAGAUAAGGCAACCAUUUUUCCGAUACCUCCACCAGCACCUGCUGUGAGACCUUACAGAUCUCCUCCACCACCUUCUACAAGACCUCUGGAACAGUAUCAAUCAUCCAUGAUGGAUCCAGCGUCAACAGAGGACUUGUACCGAUCCAAUCUUCAGUUUUUUGAAAGAAUAAAGCAGAACAUUCACCAGACUUGUGAUGCAAAUCUAAGCCUCCAAGAAAGAGGAGGCUUUGUUGGAUCUGAGAGGGGAAUUGCUGCCCAUGACAGGAUGCAGUCCCCAGCCGGCUCUGUCGACAAGCCUCCUCAGCCACAGACUUUUGUCCCACGAGUCCUGGUCCGAAAUUCCAUUCCUGAAUCAAACCCUCGUUUGCCCCACAUCCCUCCCCCUUACCCAGGCCCAUCUUAUGUUGGCCAUAAUCCUCAUCUAACAGGGCCAUUGCAACCAAAUCAUCCUGGCCAGUAUCCAAACAAUAUGCAUCACAGUUCAGGCACAGCAAUUCACCAAAUGGCCCCUGCUGGACUUAUUCCUGGUAUGCAUCAGCCUUCAGUGAUUAUGACCAGCCCAGAUAAUGCAGUUCGGAGUAAGAAUGGUGGUGCUGGUACUGUUGAUAAAAAGCAGUGUUUGAAUAACUGCCCUCAACAAGCACGUUUUCUAUGUUCUGGCUGCAAGAAGGCUUGGUACUGCUCUGAAAAAUGCCAGCGUGAGCACUGGGCCAUGCACAGUCAGUCUUGUUCUCCUUGAACCCAGAAAAUAAUUAGAAAGUGUGUCUACAUAUUGGAAAGCAGUUAUUAAUGAAGUUUUACAGUCACCCAAAAAGUGUGAUAUUCGUCGUGACCUGAGUUCAAUUUAUAUUAUUUAAGCUAUAAAAAAUUGUAUAAUGGAAUUCUUGAUACAUAAACUGAAAUUGUUACUAGAAUUCAGGGUAGCAAUGCCUUAAGUAAUAUUUGUGACUAAAGUUUAAAAUGUUCCUGGCUGUGAAAUAGCCCCUUUGAUUUACUUGCAAGAGACAAGUGUGAAGAAUUGAGUGUUCAUUAUUUUAGCAAAUGUCUGGAUACUUGGACCACGAGCCAUGUGAUCUGUGUUCUGCAAUAAAUAAUUUUGAGAUAUAACCAAUAGUCUCCUGUGAGAGUUACUACUACUUAGGCUAAAAUAAAAUAUAGAAAAGGAAAGAGGAAACAAAUAAGACUUUGUUUUGGUUGUUAUACUGAUACAGUGCGUGUAUCAUAGAUUCUUAGUGUACAGUAAGAGAGAAUUUUUUGUCUCUAAAAUAUUUUACAGGAAAAAAGUAUUAUCUUAUGGAAGAAAAAUCAGGUUAGUGUCAUUUAGAUUGAUAUUUUACAGUUCAGAGAAAAAAAUCCUCUUCUCCAAAAGGAAAAAGGAAAGGGAAAACAUGAAUAGUUGUUCAGACUUUGAAUGUGAAUGAAGAAUGAUAUUUAGUGUUAUUCCCUUUAGUGAUGUGAAAAUUAAUAGGAAAGUUAACUUGUAUGUGGAGCACAUUUUCCCCCAACUAUUUUAUGGUAGUCAUAAUGAAAACUUAAUGUAC